Lytechinus pictus (painted urchin) is the source of this 7265-nucleotide messenger RNA. RefSeq names its product battenin-like. The transcript is spliced from 13 exons. Gene Ontology annotation, cellular component: lysosome; membrane. Bases 58 to 1410 code for a protein of 450 amino acids. The record is from RefSeq and is a predicted model, not a curated record. Gene Ontology annotation, biological process: regulation of intracellular pH; lysosome organization. Lineage: Eukaryota; Metazoa; Echinodermata; Echinoidea; Temnopleuroida; Toxopneustidae.
UAUUACAGGUUUUGUCUCCAAUAGAGUUACCCUUCUCCUCUUAACAUCAUUGAAUUAAUGAAAAUGCCUGAGAGUGAAUCUGCAGAAAAUGACGACACGAUUACAAAUGAUAGAGACCUUCGAAACAAGAAAUGGAUUAUAAGAAGAAAUUUGUCUUCAUUUUGGUUGCUGGGGUUAUGUAACAACUAUGCAUACGUCAUCAUGCUCAGUGCAGCUUUUGAUAUUUUGGGAGAAGAAAGAGCCCCAAUGACAACACCCAGUCCAAUUACCAUGCAUACUGUUAUAAACUGGAGUGACAUCAAUGGUACCACAUCACCUACCAUCAAUCCAUACGACUGUAAUCCUUCAAGUACUGCUGUCAUUUUGUUAGCUGAUAUCCUUCCAUGUCUUCUUGUAAAGCUAGCAUCACCUUGGUUUGCAGAUCUCAUUCCUUAUGAUGUUCGAAUAGGUUUUUGUGUCGUCCUCAUCGCUGCGGGCCUUAUCAUGGUUUCCUUUGCCAAGACACUUGCUUUGAGUAUUAUCGGUGUAGUCGUCGCAUCAAUUGCCUCUGGACUUGGAGAAUUUAGUUUUAUGAGUAUGGCAACCUUCUUUGAUGAAAAUGUUGUAUCAACAUGGUCAUCAGGCACUGGGGGUGCAGGGUUGUUUGGUGCACUAAGCUAUGCGGGGCUUACAUCUGCUGGUUUAUCACCACGCAACACAAUACUCGUAAUGCUGAUUAUACCAGUUCUCAUGGCAUCAAGUUACUGGUUGGUUUUAGUUAGAGUUCCAGCAAUACAGAGCUGUUCCUGGGGAAGAAGACAGUCGAAUAUACAGUAUCCCCCAUUGUUGGAAGAAACAGAAAAAGAGGAAGAAGAUAUUACUUCUAUUCAAGAUACGGAGGCUUCACAUCUGCCAUGGCGAGAGAAGGUAGCUGUCUUAAAGUCGGUGCUCUAUCUGAUGAUACCUUUGAUGGUUGUCUAUGUAGCAGAGUACUUCAUCAAUCAAGGACUUUACGAGCUGUUGUUUUUCCCUCAUGCUUGGUUGCCACACCAGGAACAGUACAGAUGGUAUCAAGUUUUAUACCAAACUGGAGUGUUUAUCUCAAGGUCUUCAGUUAAUAUUGUUCACAUACGGAGAACAUGGAUCUUUGCCGUUAUGCAGAUUGCAAACAUGAUCAUCUUCCUGACGCAACUGUUCUACUUCUACAUUCCAUCUAUCUUCAUUGUGUUUGUUCUUGUCUUGUUCGAGGGGUUGCUUGGUGGGGCUGCCUAUGUCAAUACCUUCUACGUCAUUAGGAGAGAGGUAUCUGUGGAUAAAAGGGAAUUUGCCUUAGGGGCACCUACAGUAUCUGACUCAAUUGGCAUAUCCAUAGCAGCACUUAUUGCAGUUCCAACCCAUACAGCAUUUUGUAACAGAGUGGUGGUGAAAUAACUAUGUCAUACUUUUUUGUUCCUCAUAUUUGUUAGACCUCAAAAUAGUGCAGUAAUUCUUAUGUGGGGGCUCAAUACAUCUCAACAACUUCUUUGUAAUGUUGUCACUAUGCAUGAAGCUAAAUCCAAAUCAUGUUUUGGACAGUUUAUAAGUGUGUUGAAGAAGUGAUGAGUUCAGAAUAUUGUAAUGCCUGAAACAUUUGUCAUAUAUCCACAAUUUGCCACUCUCCACCCAGGUGUUAAAUGGGUACCCGGUAGGAUGCGAAAGCCUAUGUAGUAUGCCUAGCAAUUGAGUCUUGGAACUCUUGUUGGAAUGCUCCCCAGGGAGUGGAGAAGGUGCAUACAUUGUAUGCGGGCAUGCAAGGAUCCGAUGACCGGGGUAAUAAUAUAUCUGUAAAGCGCUUAGAGACGUCGUUCCGAUGUGUUAAGCGCUAUAUAAAUGCGGAAUAUUAUUAUUAUUAUAUACAGUUGGAUAUUUUACAAAUAUGAAAAUCAUUGAGAGUAUAAGGUAUAAGUAAGAAUUGUGGGGUCCUUGGGGUCUAGUGGUUACGACUCUCGUCUUUCAAUCAGAGGGACGUUGGUUCAAAUCUCAGCCAUGGCGUGUUUUCCUUAAGCAAGAAAUUUACCCACAUUUUGCUGCACUCAACCCAGGUGAGGUGAAUGGGUACGCAGCAGAAUUUUUUCCUUGAAAUGCUGGAAGGUUGCUCGAGCUAAAGCUAGGGUAAUAAUGAUAAUAACAAUGCGCCUCAGAAUAGACUAUUUCUAGAUAGAUGGUGCAAUAUGAAUGUCUUUUACUAGUAUUGUUAUUAUUUAUUACAUGCACAAGUCACUUUAGGGACAGUUCUGAUGCUGUUAGCUAUUACUAAUGACUAUGCAUGUGACAUAUUUCAGUAUUUCAUUGUUUAUUUCACUGUUAUCUUGUAUACCACCCAAACUCUGGUAGUAAAUCAUGAAUACUGCUUUUAUUCUUUAAAUCUCAUAGGAUUUGUAAAAUAAUACAGGGACCACCCAAUUCCAGUAGGUGAUUUUUAGAAAGUCAUCCAAUGCCUUUUUAAGUCUCACUCUUUAAACUUGUCAUCAGACGAUAGUUUGACAUAAUAUUACAUGGUUAUGGAAACAGAUCUUUACACACAUCAUGUCUUCCAGCAAUUGUAAGGAACUAAAAGUUCUAAAUUUUAUAUAUUCUGUCAGUUUUGUAGAUCGGUAAUGAAGAGUAUUUUUUACAUAAGUCUUUCAGUAUAUUUCUAUUUAUAUAUCUUUUAAAUUUUAAAUAAUUUUGAUCGUUUGGAAUUUGCUAUUUAUUUAUGCAUCAUACAUUUAGUCAUUUGUGACUUGCUAUGUAGAGUAGUACUUCUUUGGGAACUUGGCUUAUUAAACAAGUUAAUUAUAGAAAUAAAAGUGAUAUUGAUAUGAAUGAAAAUAAUUAUAAAUUUACCCAGGGUAGGCACUUUAGCUAUGAUAUUAUAUUAUAACAGCCCUAAAAAAUAUAUUUUUACUCCUCCAUUCUAUUAUUCUGAUUGAUUGGAAUGGAAGAAAAAGGUUGAAUUUUAAAAACUUUUUGCUAAGACUUGGGCAGGAAUCUAAGUUACAAUUCAUUUAUUCCUUAAGAAACUUCCUUGGUACAUUGUUGGUAUUUUUUCUGGCAUUGUAGAAAGAAUAUCGGGGGGGGGGGCACUUUCAUUGACGAGUGGAUACCAGGCGCAACCAAAGAAAUGCGUAAAAAGGAUCUCUUAUGUAAGAUUGGGCAUGUUAUGUACAUAACGUUUUAAGGGUGUCAAAAACACUAAAAUACUGAAAAAAGGGUAUACAUUUUGCUAGGAAAUCCACAUGAUUAUGGUCAAAUUUGCGAGGGUAUAAAAAAGACUAAAUUGCUUUAGAAAGGAUGUUCUUCUUGCCCCAACACUAUGUGUUUGAGUCCGAUUUGAGUGAGGUGUGGGAGGUGGGGAGGUACUAAACCCAAUAUGUAAAAGUAAAGCCCGACGUCCAUGAUCACGUCCAUGACAUAAUUGAAAUAUUGCUGUACUGGUACUUGUUUAGGGGGUCAAUUCAGGGAAUACUUGUCAAGGGUACCAUUUUGUUUCCAAUAUUUAUCGAAGGGUAGGGUUUCACAUGCCAAUACUUGUUAAAGGGGUGCAUUUUCAGAAUAUGGAAAAUACUUUUUUAGGGUGCUGGUCGCGCCUGGUAUCCUCUCACCAAUGGAAGUGCUUUCCCCCCCCCUCCCGGAAGAAUAUUUACGCCAUCUACGUUCACAUUUCGUUUGGUGCUUAAGUUUUUGCAGAGAAUUAUAAAUUCUUUGGUACAAAGAUUCUACUUGUCUUUUGUAUUGUAUGGAGAUCAAAGAUUGGUAAAGACCAUCUUUUAUGAAUGGGAUAAGAGUUUCUCAAGGGAAAAAUUAAUUAACCUUGGUAACAGAAAUGAUUGUGUAAGUAGAGGAAAACCAGGAUAGAAUAAGACUCUGUAAAUCUCUGUAUGGACAAAUCUUCCCCUCCCAUUUGAUCAUUUGCUUAAUUAUUUGUAUUUUGUGUUUUUCUCAGGGCUAUAUUGACUUUUCUAAAAAAGUUAUGAUACGUUGCAGUGCAAUUUUAUCACGUUACAGAUUUAUCACAAAGAAUGUCGGGGGGGGGGGGGGGCUAGAUAGGGUUAAUGCCUGAAACAUUUGUCAUAUAUACAGUUCGACAGUAUACAAAUAUUAUUUAUCUUUGAGGGCAUUGGUAAGAAUUACACACACAAGGCACUUUGGCAACAGAUCUAAAACUUUUAGCUAAACAAAUAACUGACUAGGAACAAGAUAUAUUUCAGCAAAUCAUUUGAUUAUGUUACCCUACACAGUUAACUUGUAUACCAACCAUGCUCAGACAUUAAAGGAGAAUGAAACUCUUGGAGCAAGUUAGCUUUUGUGAAAGCAGAAAAAUCAAAGAAUAAGAUCAACAAAAGUUUGAGUAAAAUAGGACAAGCAAUAGAAGAGUUAUGAGCAUUUGAAUGUCGAGAUCACUAAAGCUAUGGAGAUCCUCCCAUUGGCAAUGCGACCAAGAUCUAUGAUGUCACAGAUGAACAACUCUCCCCUUUUGGACACUGAAAAUAUACCCCAAAACAUCUCUUUUUGCUCAUUCUAAUCAUAUGACAAACGAUUCAUCAAUGAUAUAAUGUUGUGAAACCUCUGUACUUGUCCUCUCAUAAAGAGAACACCUCACCUUGUGACAGACUCUAUAAAAGUGAGAAUAUAAGUGAAAUAAGUACUAAAGUAAUGAGGGAGUUGUACGUGUGUGACAUCACAGAUCUUGGUCGCAUUGCCAAUGGGAGGAACUACAUGGCAUUAGUGAUCUCAAUAUUCAAAUGCUCAUAACUUUCUUAUUAUUCAUUCAAUCUUCCUCAAACUUUCAACAAUAUGUUUCUUCAAUUUUUCUCUUUGAUAUGGAUUCAGCUGGUUUCAAGGGUUUCAUUCUCCUUUAAUAAUGAAUACCAUUUUUUUGCAUUAAUUUUUCAUCUCAUGGGCCUUGUACAAUAAUACAGGAACCACCUAGUUCCAGAAGGCAAUGUAAAGUUAUUGAUGCAUUUGAAGUCUCAUUCUUUCAUCUCAUGGGCCUUGUACAAUAAUACAGGAACCACCUAGUUCUAGAAGUCAAUAUAAAGUUAUUGAUGCAUUUGAAGUCUCAUUCUUUCAUCUCAUUUGCAUAACAGAAUGAAUUAAAAAAAAACUUGCCAUCAAACUAUUAUAGAUGUUUUAUUAUGGAAACAAAUUUUUGAGUAUAUCAUGUCUUCCAGCAAUGGUAAGAAUCUAUAAGUUUCGAAUUUUUAUUCAUAUAUUCUGUCAGUUAUGUAGAUUGGCAGUGAGGAGUAUUUUUGUUACACAAGUCAGUAUAUUUAUAUUUAUGUCUUUUUAAUGUUCUAUCAUUUUGAUCAUUUAAAAUUCUGUAUAUUUGCAUUGUACAUGUAGUCUUUGUGACUUACUAUGUACUGUGGUAGUUAUUGGGGAACUUGGUUUAUCAAACGGUUUAUGAAAUAAAUAAAAAUAGUACUGAUAUGAAUGAAAAUAAUUUAAGUAACUCUCAAAUCCAGUUUCAGGACUUGGUUAAAUGUUGCAAAAUGUAUUGAAAUACAGUGCGUAUAAAAAAAACUGGACAGUUUUGAAAAGUCUAUAAAAAAUUGGUUCAAAUUAUUGUAUCUAUAUUUUGAUGUUAAUAGAUGCUCUGAGAUGUUAUCUUUGAAAUGCCAUUUAAAAAAAUAAAUUUUGUUCAUGCUUGAGCGAACAUGGGACGUUUUUGUCGGGGGUUCAAAAAGAGGCUUGCGCCAAAAUGGCAGAAAUGAGAAAUUUGAUGAUUAGACUUUUGGCUAAUCAGCAGACUUCCUCUUAAUCUUUUCAUUGUCUUUGCCAUAAUUUUCAAAUUAUGCUGUCAAAUUUCGUUUACAAAUUUAUUUAUUUACCUGAAUUAUUUUGUUUUUCAUUUAAACUUCUUUUACCUUUGAAUUUUCCUUCAUAAGUAAGAAAAGAAGACUUUUUGUCAACCCAAGUAAGAAGAUUUGCAUUAUUAAUUGGAAGAAUUUGUAAUUAUUCAAAUCCUGUUAUUAUGUGAAACAAAUUUUAUUCUGGUACCUAUAAAAGACAUGAAUCCUAUUUUCAAGGGGUUAUUGAAUUCUUCACCAAGUUUAUGUGCCUGACAGGACAAACAGGAAAGGAUUCAUGUCUUUCAACGGCAAUGAUGUAUUGAGUCAAUUUUGAAGGAGCAAGAUAUGGCAGAUCAGAUAAAAUGUAUUAAAAAGUUGUGAAGCCAUCAAGCAAAAAUAUCCACUUUUUUAUUAAAAUUUUGUGAUUUUGACAUAAUAUUCAGAAAAUGAUAUUAUAUUUCACUUUCUUUGUUUUCUGUUAUUUUCCUUUACACUUUUUUUUCUUGGUCAUUAUUUUUUUUUGGGGGGGUAGCACCCCAAGCCCCCACCCAUCAGUAUGCCACUAUUCAAAGGAACCAUAACCUUUGUACAUUGUAGCACACAAAGGAUUUGAAGAAAAAAACAUGCUUUCCCAUACUUUGGUUUAAAAAAAAUUGUUCAUGCCUAAAAAAGGAAUAUUAAAAGCUAAAAGAGAACAUAUUAAAAAGGAACUACAAAACAAUUAAAGCAAAGAAGUAGAUUUGGAAAUGAAUUUUUACCGCAUAAUUCGAAAAUUAUGGCAAAGAUAAUGAAAAGGUUAAGAGGAAGUCUGCUGAUUAGCAAGAAGUCCAACCAUCAUAUUUAUUAUUUUAUGCUAUUUUGGCGCAAGCCUCCUUUUAACCCCAGACAAAAACAUUCCAUGUUCGCUCAAGCAUGAACAAAACUAAAUUAUUUUAAUGGCAUUUGAAGGAUAAUACUUCAGAGCACCUAUUGACACCAAAAUAUAGAGAUCAUAAUUUGAAACAACAAUUUUAUAGACUUUUUAAAUCUGUCCCUUUUUUUUAUAGGCACUGUAUAGAUCAACCAUUUUCAUCCUUUCUAACAUUGAUAGUUUAUAUACCAUGUUUAUCCCUUUAUUUUGAGAUGAAAUAUUGUAAUAUCCAUCCAAAUGAAUGUUCAUUAAGUCCCAAAUUGUUUUCCAUAAUGCAAAAGAAAGAGAAUGUAAAGUAAAAUGUUUAUUCUUAGUGGAUAACUCAAUAACAAUGCACUUUGCAGCAUUCCAAUUACACUUUCAUUUUCAACUGGGGGAUAUUGUUUUAUUUUACAUGAGUGAACUUCACAACAUGAAAAAUUAUUGUUUCAGUAGAUUUUUGUUGAGAGUAUUUUCUGACAAUGGGCUGUAUAUUUUUUCAAACAUUCAAUUUGUAUCAUUUAUUGAUAAUCGUCAAUGCAUUAAUGAGAUGAAAUACAUGGAGACUAUGCAAGAUUUACAAA